UGUGCACAGUUUAGUGCUUCACGGGUAUUGACUGAGUGAAAAUGAAAUUUCUGGAAAGGUUUAUCGCGUUCACCUUUAUCUCGCUUCUAUGUGCUGAGAUAGUUCUCAGUCAAACUCCAGGAUAUGAAUAUGAAUAUGAAUACUACUAUGAAGAUGAAAUUACUACGACGACCAAGAAGCCAGUAACUACUACAACAGCACGAAGAUCGACAACAACUAGAAGACGCAAUGGACAAUAUGCUUCAGCUACAACAAAGCGUUCGACUUCUCAAAAAUAUCAGGCUUCGCGACCGGAUGUCAUCCUGAACAUAAUAUCGGACAUGUAUGGUCUGAGCAAUAUGGGAGUAAAUGGUAGACAAGGUGGAUACGGAGGACAACGUUAUACAUCAAAUGUUGGGUAUGGAAGAUAUUCCAAUCGUUAUUCGUCUCGGUACGGUAGUCCUAUCGAAUAUUGGUAUACAAUGCGCCCUGGCUCUUCCGGAUCUGCUAAAGGUAGACAACCCGCAAUAAUAGAUUACGGUGGUGAUUAUGAUGACGACUAUUAUACGGAUUAUUACGACUACUAUUACAAUUCUCGCUCUCCACCUAGAACCAGAUCUGAAGCGCAACGCAGAGGCUCAAAUCGAGCUUUAUUUAAUUUCAUGUUGAAUACAUUGUAUUCCAGAAGGAGACGAUAAACGGAAUAAA
Armigeres subalbatus is the source of this 687-nucleotide messenger RNA. RefSeq lists its product as uncharacterized. The record is from RefSeq and is a predicted model, not a curated record. The coding region runs from base 42 to 677 and encodes 211 amino acids. The transcript has 4 exons. NCBI's taxonomy places the organism in Eukaryota, Metazoa, Arthropoda, Insecta, Diptera, Culicidae.